CCAACGCUAAUUUUCUACAGCAAAUGGGUAAUUUACCUUGCUGUCCGCGAGGUAACGGGGAAAGCAAAGAAAACGCCGGAGUUGUUUUUUCUGAGCUUUCUUCCGGAGAUCAGAGCAAUGCAAUCGGUUCUAGCUCGAGGCAGGUGGGAGACAUCAAUUCUGCUUCUGUUGACGCUUUGACGGCGGUGAAAGGUAUAGGAAAAGCGCUAGCAGUUCGCAUUGUUGAAUACAGAGAGGAGAAUGGGCCAUUUGAAACUAUGGAUAAAUUGUCGGCUGUCUCUGGAAUUGGGACAUCUAAAGUAGACGCACUGAAAGAGAGUUUUGACGUUUUGCAGUUGUCUGGUGGUGUAGGAAAGCCAGAAAGGAGAAGGCUAGAUGUCAAUACAGCCAGUGAAGAGCAACUGAGAUCGCUGUUAACUGUUGGUAACGUGCUAGCAAAGAAAAUAGUUGAAUACAGAGAAAAACAUGGUGCAUUCACAACACUCGAGGAGCUGAGUAAUGUGCAGGGGAUUGGAGAGUCGACUUUCAAAACCCUGACAGAAUAUUUGGAAGUGAAAGAAUUGAAGAAUAGUAGAGAUAAAAUAAUUGACUCAAAGAAAGGUGAGAGGAAAGAGAGGGAACAAAAUGUGGUCAAAAUUGGAAGCUGGAACCUCGAGAGAUUUUCAACUGACAAAGCAAGCAAUGAAGGAGUACUAGAGGUGAUUUGUACAACUAUUUUGAAAUACAGGUUAUCUGUGGUUGCAUUUCAAGAGCUUGCUGACGAAAGUUCUCUGCAAAAGGUGUGUGAUCAGUUAAACAAGCCAACUAUCGAUGCUGUUAAAAAUUUGGCUAAUAGAAAGCAGUGGCAGUGUGUCACAUCAGGAGUGACAGGGAGAAUGUUUAAAUCACCUGAAUUUAAUGGUUUUCUUUGGGAUGAGUCUAAACAAAUUUCUCUUCGAUCAUCAAGCAUUUUGCAGAAGGUCAACAAAAGCAAACCAUUUGUUCGGCAACCAUUUAUAGGCUAUUUUAAGGUUGAUAAGUUUGACUUCGUUCUUGUAAGUGUCCAUCUGAAAGCCACUGGAUUUCACAAUGAAGACAUUGAUAAACUGAAGGCUGAAAUUGAGAGACUGCCACAGCUAGUGGAUGCAAUAUCUGAAUAUGUGGAAGGGGAAAAGGAUAUCAUAAUAACUGGUGAUUUCAACUUGGAAUCAAGUGCUGGAGAUUUCAAAUCUCUAAGUGAAAAAGGAUUUCAUCACUUGAUUCCUGCUGACAUCUACACUAAUGUCAGUGUGAAAAAUCCGUUGGGAUCAGAACAAUACGACAAUAUGUGGAUAUCAGAAUGGACUCAUCGUACAAUGUAUGCAGGCAAGUGGGGUGUUGUGAGAGAUGGCUUGACUCAUCAUCUCAUUCCAGAUGGAUGGAGUUGGGGAGGAACAGUGUCUGAUCAUGUUCCUAUAUAUGCAGAGUUUUAUAAUGACAAGGAUUUUGAUACAUCUACUCGCGAGUCUGUAUCUGGAAUAGUUGUUGAUACCAACUAGUCAAAUUUCGACUUUCAAUUAACUAGUACAUACUAAAAUGUAUGUUUUUACAGUGUACUCAAUAUGACAGCUAUCAUCUGCCUGGUCAAUACAA
Molecule: messenger RNA, 1611 nt
Organism: Corticium candelabrum
Lineage: Eukaryota; Metazoa; Porifera; Homoscleromorpha; Homosclerophorida; Plakinidae
Product: endonuclease/exonuclease/phosphatase family domain-containing protein 1-like
Exons: 8
Coding region: 24-1517 (497 amino acids)
Biological process (GO): DNA repair; protein secretion by the type II secretion system
Cellular component (GO): type II protein secretion system complex
Molecular function (GO): catalytic activity; DNA binding
Source: RefSeq, a predicted model, not a curated record